Molecule: messenger RNA, 2769 nt
Organism: Amoebophrya sp. A120
Lineage: Eukaryota; Dinophyceae; Syndiniales; Amoebophryaceae
Source: the annotation of a GenBank genome assembly
CAUCGUACAAGAGGAGCCACAACAUGAAAACGAUUUAUUCACAGUCAACAUCGGUACUACUACAACUAGUGCUGCAACUUUAUAAACUCGGUUCUGCCUGCAGCCAUUGGACGACGCCAAGUCGUGGUGCAGUAUUAUGAUACCACUGUGGUCGGUUUUGCCGCGCUUUUCGUCUUAUUCAAACUCCUCGGUGAUGUAGUGCUUGCUCUAAUGGUGCGCCCGUGUACUAGUCGUUCUUGUGUGUUUUGUACUAUUUUUCCGAAUCCCCAUGAUGCUGGAUUUUUAGAGAACCUUGAUUGCGUACUUGCGUCUUGAAAAUUGUUGUUGUUGAAUAUGAAUUUCCUACAGGUGUGGCACUGGUGAAAUUUCCUUUCGGAACUGACAAGAGUCAUUUUAUCGCACCUGAAUAUAAAAAUAUUUGUAAUUGUAUCUUAAUCUUCUGUAUGUCUACUUUUUUCCUGAAUGUUCAUGUUUAGAAGAAUUUUUAUGUCAGGCGUUGACCCCAUCAGCGUUUGGCUAUCAUGACCGUUUCUUUUGCCUUAAUCUUUACCUCUUUGAAAUAAUUUUAUACCCUGAUUACAUCAAAUUCAACUUUUAUGUCCCUGAAAUCGUGCUGCGCAUUGCGAACAAGAUCAUCUCCGUCCUGCUAUAAUCAGACGGGAACCAACUAAGUACAAGCUCCGUAGAAGUUGUACUCAACAAGAAAAUUAUGGUGAUCCCUCUUCCAGCUGUGGCGGUGGCGCCGACGCCCAGCCGCUGUGCGUUGCGGGCACGCUACGUGUUGUUUGUGUUUAUCCUCUUCCUGUUUGCCCACGCGGUGCAGCAGUUCGUGAUGCUAGACAUCCUCGGCGGCUUCGUCACCAUGCUGCUGGCCUCCGUCGGACUCUUCACGCUGCGCGAUGGCUCCGUGGACAUGCAGUGCCUGGUAUAGAAGCAAGUUCCUCCACGACGUAUUUUUACGACUAUAGACGUCUUGAUGGAUAGAUGAAGAAGAAGUAACAAUAGCUUCGAUGAAUGCAAAUGGAGAUGUUGAACUUGGGCUAAAAUGAUGCAACUGCACAAGCUGCAAUGUAAGUAUGUCGUAGUACUCAUACGUGACGCAACUAUUAGUAAAUAGAAUACAUCCAACAGAUGAAACAAGCGUCCACAUAGUAUAGAGUUCACGCUGAAUCCAUAUCCGGACAUAGGUAACCUGGGGCAUGGUGACGUUUCUGCAGGGAAUUUUUGCGAUCGUGAUUUUGAUCGACCGCAUGGUGAAGCCAAAAUCGCCGCCGAUGUUCACCAACGACGCCAGCAAGAUGCCGGACGGUGUGUCCGUGACCAAGUGGAACUUUAUUUCCGCAUUGUCGCUUCUCGGCAUCAUCGCGCUUUGGGGGGUGUCCAUCACCAGCUUCAUUGUCUACAACAAAACAGUGGAGGAGUUCGAGAACAUAUCAGAGGAAAAAAGUGUUACAGCUACACAUUAACAUUUGUUGGAGUUUCUGCAUCGCAAAGUCGCUCGACAUGGCAAAGAAAACCUGUGAUGCGCAGACCACUAUAAAGAAAAACACGAUAUGAAAUGAGGCUGGCACGACGCACUUCUUGAUUUCCUGCAUGACAGAGGUCGUCUGUCUUGCUUGUCUUCCAUCAGAGUGUCGUGUAACUGCAACACUUACACUUUUUUCUCAGGAUAGAACAUGGGUGGUGUGCACGCGCCCAUCCAGCCGGACAAUCAGCUCGGGAGCGAACGAGGCGGCGUGCAGGACUACGGCAGCGGGCAGCUGGGCUCCACACCCUCCGCCCGGGGGCAGCAGCAAAAUACCUUCACGCCCUUUUCCGGGGCGGGAAAUCGCGUUGGCGGUGACGGGGAUGAAUAAACAAGCUGCUGAAUAAACAAACUAUGGCUGGUGCAACGGAAGAACUACAUUUUCGAACGAAAAGGAUGAACGCUUCUGCGCCGGAACUGGAAAAUAACAGAUCAGCGUUUACAAUUCUACAUCAUGAUGAUUCAGUAGGCUUCAACAUCCAUCGGAGAAGAAGAGGAAGAAGAACAACUUAAUCAUAUGAUCGUAACCAUAAUGUCGUAAUACCUCACCCACGACAGCGGACAUGGUGAUGUCCCAAUGAUCGUGGUUUUUGUGCAGCGACCGGCUGCAGAGCCAGAGCUCCUAGCUGUUGACACAGGAGAGGCACUUCUACUUACUGGUGUAUUAGGGACUCUGGCUGUUACUUCAUACGUAUGCUGACCCGGUACAUGUUCAUGUUGUAAAACUCAUGACCAGCCGCGGCCGCCCAUUUCUAUUGUUACGAUCUGCUGAAUCACUAUUUUGCUACUUUAACUUUUGCACUUUUGUCUUUAUGGUCUCCACUAUUUCUCUAGUACGAAUUUUUCGGCGAGUUGUUGUCAAUUCGACGAGGGCCUUGACUUUAUCACCUCCGCGAUGAGGAGCCUCCAGCACUACACAGGUGAGGUGAACUUUUCGCAGUAGAAACGAUAACGAGAACGUAUAUACGCUUUUUGUUCGCUAAGAGUAAGAUGAUAGUACAUAGGUACAUAAGUAAAAGGAAAUCUAUCAUCGAUGAAGUACAUUUUUGUAUCAGUACAAACGAUUGGACAGGGAAAUGAAAACGCGUCCGCAUCACAUUCAGUAGCCUUCUAAGUGUUUUAUUUCUUUUUGAACAUCCUGAAGAGUAACGACAACGAGGCGACGAGCUGAAGAGCUGAAGCAGCGUCGUCGCAAGGUCGAGGAGCAGGAGACAAAUUAAGGAUCAAGCUGACGGCCGCGAGGA